GUUCGUCACACAUUUACGUCCAGUUUUCUGUAAAUGAAACACUUCCUCUGACUGAUGUGUUGCAUCAGAAGAAAAGAGGGAAGAACGUGAAGAGGAAGCUGCAAAUUCCUGACUUUCUAAACAUUUUUGUUGUAACAGGACCCCUCCCUACAAACUAAACCCACAGCUAUUUUUAUUGUAGCUCAUACAAUAAUCAUCUCUCUGCUUUGUUCUAAUUUUAUAAAAACAAAAUGUUUCCAGAAGCAAAUGUUACCACAAACCUCACAACCCCAGCGCCAGGGGGCGGAUGCCCCCCGGUGGGCAUCCAGCUGGAGGGUGUGAUCAUGCCCCCAGUUCUCAUCAUUGAUGUUAUACUGGGGCUGCUGGGAAACAUGUUCGCCCUGUGGAUCUUUUGCUUUAAGCUGAAGGCCUGGAACCCCAACACCCUUUUUCUCUUUAACCUGGUCAUCGCUGACUUCCUGGCUCUUGUGAGUCUGCCCCUGAGGAUUGAUGCCUUGCUCAGGGGUCACUGGAUCUUUGGAGAUGGCAUGUGCAGAAUCAACCUGUUCCUGAUGUUUUCCAACCGUUCGGCCAGCAUUGCACUCAUGACCGUGGUGGCGAUUUACCGCUACUUUAAGGUGGUCCACCCUCAUCAUUGCAUUAACCGUCUGACAAAGCGCCAGGCUGCAGGGGUGUCCGUGGUGGUGUGGCUGUUGGUGGUCAGCCCCCGGAUCCCCAUGCUGGCCUACAACCACAUCAAAGGCAGUGGUGACAGGACCCAGUGCUUCUUCUUUACUUCAUACAAAGAAGCUUCACGUGCCAUCAUCAUCCUGGUGGGCAUGCACCGCAUCCUGACAGUGCUGGAGUUCAUCCUGCCCAUGGCCAUGCUGCUUUUCUGCUCCAUCCGUAUCUCCACCUUUCUGAGAAAGAGGCAAAUGGGAAAACCCGAAAAGGUGCGCAAGGCCAUGAGGAUGUGUGCUGCCAUCGUUACUGUGUUCAUCGUGUGCUUCCUGCCUACCACAGUGACCACCAUUGGUGUGUGGGUCAUCCGCUCAUACCGUCCGUGGGACUGCGCCGCCUUCUAUACCUUCACCCAGCUCACCAUCGUGUCUUUGGGUCUGAACUUCCUGAACUCAGCUUUGGACCCUGUCGUCUAUGUCUUCUCCAGCACCAUGUUCAGGAAGGCCUUGUUGGAUGCGAUGCCUCAGGUCCUGCUUUGUAAACGAAAUAAAGACAGGAAGGAAGCUUCUUCAUCAGAAAGUCAAUCCACCACACAGCAGGAACUGAAAUCCAUCCCAGUCAACGGAGGUAGCGAGGCCAUCUAGUAAACCAGCACCUUAAGAAUCAGGAGACCAGAUGGUUAAACAAAUUUUAAGGGCGAUAAGGAAAGGGCGAUAAAAAAGAGCAAAGUGGCUCCCACUUCUUUCCAGCUGUCUAACAAUCAAAUUUAGUGAGAACUGUGUCUUCUACUCCUCCUUUGGACAUGUUAGCAAGCUGCAUUUGAUCACGCUCCGUCAAUGUGUUCUCUAAAAUUUCUAAGUUCUCUUUUUCAAAGCUUUUCAUAAUAAAACAGGUUAAAGCCACUGGUCUGAAAUAUGCUCAUGGGCCAAUUUUACAAACUGGAACAACCACAGCAUUUUUCCAAGUUUAAACUUGUGCAUUUAUGUGCUAAAAUAAAAUCUAUUAAAACAGUUAUUAAACAACUAGGAGGACCCGCAAAAUGAUUGUCUGUGCUAAAUCAGUUUCAAGUUAAAGCUGUGUUGGUUUUGGAUGACAGCAAUAGCUUUCAUGCUGCAUCAGGCUAAGUUCAAACUUGUCAUGAUCCACGAGCCAAGGUGAGCGCUCCUCCUCAAUAAACCAUCUUUGAGGUUCUCUUUCCACAGGUGAGGAGCGGAGGGGACACCAGCUGUGCUGCAUUUGUAAUCAGAGGCUCUGGUGUAAAAGGAGGAUGGAGACACCACUCGACGCCGGAUGAUUGCUACAGUUUUGUUUAGCGCCAGCCACUCGUACUUGCUUGUUCGCUUAUUUGACUUCUCGCGUUUGGAUUAUUGGAUUUUUGACCUUGGACUGUUUUCUUGGAUUACGACUUUGGAUUCCCCUCUGAACCCCUCUCUGCUUGCCCUGCUUAGGAUUACCAUCAUCUCCUUCACCUACUCCGCUGAGAACCCGGAUAUUCAGGACCAUGUCCCAUUCUCCUCCACGGCUCCUGCUUCCUGCUCCUCUCCUCUCCGCUUCCUCACCAACCCCGCUCUGCUGGACCCCCGCCCUCGCUCACCUCGGCUCAUCACCUGCUCCACUGCUCGCUGAGCUCGAACUCUGGACUAACGCCUUACGGCACCCUACUCACUGGACUUCCAGUGCACCUUUAGUUCCCAUUCUCCAAAUAAAGACUCUAUUUUUACU
Molecule: messenger RNA, 2382 nt
Organism: Nothobranchius furzeri (turquoise killifish)
Lineage: Eukaryota; Metazoa; Chordata; Actinopteri; Cyprinodontiformes; Nothobranchiidae
Product: hydroxycarboxylic acid receptor 2
Biological process (GO): G protein-coupled receptor signaling pathway
Cellular component (GO): plasma membrane
Molecular function (GO): G protein-coupled receptor activity
Source: RefSeq, a predicted model, not a curated record